This is a messenger RNA of Nematocida minor, 3273 nucleotides long. RefSeq lists its product as uncharacterized. Lineage: Eukaryota; Fungi; Microsporidia. The record is from RefSeq and is a predicted model, not a curated record. The coding region runs from base 1 to 3273 and encodes 1090 amino acids. The transcript has a single exon.
AUGAAAAAUCAGAAAAUAUUAGGUGCAGGUGCAGCGCUGCUUUCCCUUUUCAUCACAGGGUGCAGAGGAAGCUGGAACGACUUCAGUCCAACGGCUCCCACUGGAAGCUCUGCUCCAUGGAUGGGAGGAGACAGAUUAGCAUACCCAAUGGAUGGCUUAAACCAGUUUUAUGCACAUCAGAGCAUGGAUUACAGCGGCCUAGGGUGGAAUGGAUACGAAACACCUUUUAUUCCAGCAGACAAUAUGCCAGGUGAAUAUCAACACUUUCAGCAGCAGAACUACAUGGCAGAGUACAGCGCAGAUGGAAACACCUUCAAUGGAGCACAUAACACUGCAGGACCGUCUAGAACAGAGGAUAGCAUGAUGGGUGAUCUAGGAUAUUCCGUUAUUGAUCUAACUAUGAACAGCCCGAUCUCCAGCAGAUGGGGGUCUUUUGGAGAGCCCAGAGAAGGAGAACAGGGUGUGCAGUAUUUCCAGCCUACACAAGAACAGUAUACAGUAGAGUCCAGUGCAGGGGGCUAUCCUUUUGAUCCCUAUACACAUAGUACGAGUAAUACACCAGGCACAUCUAGUAGCGGAGAUGUAGGAGUGCACGAAAUGAAAGGUUCAGAUUUUGCUUACACUAAUUUAGGCGCAGAAUCUUCUUCGAAUGGAUUUACACCAUCUAUUUCAGCAUAUAGUACAGGAGAAUGCCAGCUACCACAUCAAAGAAGUACAGUAAUAGCUAGUACAAAUGCAAAUAUUUUUGGUGAGACAGAAAACACUAGCAUUAGACCAUAUACAGGAGAGAAAAGAGCAGCCAGUGGAAUGAGCAAUCCAACAGAUGAAUCAACGCAUCAUGCAGUACCGAAGAAAACAAGAAAAGAAGAAAGAGCACCAAAGAGCAGACUUGAUUCUAUCCAUCAGCAAGAAGAGGAAGAGAGAGCAGUGGAAGACGGUGAAGAGCCAGCAUUUGAUUAUAAGGCGCCGGCUAUUAGAAAAGCGCGGAGAGACAGGGCAGGAAUGCCGGAGGACACAGUGGGAACAAAAGACCUGAACAUCAGCAUGUGGAACGAUACAAGGCUGAAAAACCUGAGAAGAAAGAGAUACAAGCUGAGCUACAGGACAAUAGCACAGAGCAAGUAUUUUAAGUCAGACAUUAUUCAUCUGGUAAAAAACGAGCCGUACAGAACAAAUCUCAGAACAGACAUCAAGGACUUCUCCGAGAAGGUUGCGCCGCUGAUAGAACAGAAUGCGCUGUGGUACUUCAUUGCCUGCAGGACAACAACGACAAACACCAAGUACAAAGACCUUUUGGGGCUGAAGGAGCUGUUCAGCAACGAGAAAAACAGUCUGUAUAUAGAAAUGGUGAAAAGUUUUCACGGAUACUAUCCAGAGGUGUUUGAUGAUAUGAUAGCAUACAUAGAAAAGCAUGAGCCGCUGAAAAUUGACAUAGACUAUCCUCCAACCGGGUGGAAGAAAAGCUUGGGGGAUAUUUACAUGAGCGAGUAUCUUGAAAUAAAUUACAGCAUAAUUGAGAAGCAGGACAGGAUCAGACAAAUAAAAGAGAAGAGCCACGCACUGGCGUAUGCAGUGCACAUGAUUAUAAUGCUACCUGAGGUCUACCAGGACUUUUCCAGGAUCAGCGAAGAGUUUAUAAAGGAUACAUACACCUCGGAAGAAGAAGAGAGGAAUAAGAAGAACAACAGGAUUCUAAUGAAAAUAAAAAAGAUAGUGGAAAUGCACAUAGCAUCAAAGAUAGAGGACAAACUGUACGAUGAUCUGUACAGUGCUCUUGAAAGCGUAUACGGUGAAGAAACCCUGCAGAAUUCAACAGCUGUUGAUCUGUAUAGAUACAUGUACACUCUUAUUGCCAAGUUCUACGAAAGAGCAAGAGUGAUCGAGAAAAAAAAUAAAUACAUUCUGGCAGGAAAGUGCAUAAUAAAGAACCAGAUGCACAUGAAGUGCGAGAUAGUAGCAAACAUGGCAUUCAAGGAAAGUGAUAGGGAAUAUUUGUAUCCUGCGUAUACACUGGAGGAGAACAGAUGGAGUAUUUCACCAUAUACACAGGCACACUAUCACGUGUACUACGUAGAUAACACAAUGGGACAGAUCAGAACGCUAUGCAUGCCUUUGUACAUGGAUAAAAGCGGAAAAGAGCACUGCCUGCACACAAUCAAUGAGAUAUCAAAGUACAUGAGGAUACUAUAUGGGGCAAAAGAAAAGUAUGAUAGUAUACAUCCUGUAAAAGUGGAUAAGAAGACUAGAAAGUGGUCUUGCAUCAGAGAAGAAGAGAGAAGAAAAACAGUAAGAGACUUGGAAGGAUAUGAGGUAGUAUUUUACUACAUAGAAGAAAAUUUGCAAACAACAAGUUUUACUUUUGUUCAAUUUUGGCCUUUAAUACCGCACAACAACAAGGCCGAUAUCUGCAUACCGCUGUUCCUUACGCCUUUGAUGCAGUCUGCAGUGGAGCUAGGCCCUUUUAUCAGACAAAAAGACGAACACGAAGAGGUGGAUUGGACAAGGUUUGAAGACGUAAAGCCUGGCGUAUAUGUCUACAAUGAAAAUAGGUAUAUAGGCAUACGGCAUGCGGAUAUAUACGCAUACUACAGCAAUCUGUACCUGCCGCUGGAACAAAAGAGAAGAACAGAGUGCUAUGGCAUGGACUGCCAGGUUGCUCAACAGGAAAACGGAAACAUCAAGGCUGUGUGGUAUGCGAAAGUCCCUGGAGGCGUGGGUGAGUAUACACACUGUGCACCAAAUGAGAACUUCAGAGGGAAAAAAAGAGAAAAAGAGUUUAAUGAGCUUAUUUCCGUGCUGGAGUCAAGAGAGUACGACAAGGACAGCCAGCUCCAGGGCUUUUGGCUGGGCGCUCACAUUGGCAGAACAGAGAAUAAGGUACGUACAAUACGCGCUUGGAUAUCAAACAAAAGCAACGGAGAAACUGAAGACAAUAGGAGCCUGAAAAUACUUGGAAUGGAGACGAGCAAAACAGAAAACAAACUGAGAGAGGUAAUAGAUGAACAGAUAGCCCUGCAGUAUGACAUAAAAAGCGAUAGAACAGAGAUAAGGCGGCAGCAGAAUAUAGUUCGGUGCAAAAAAAGCAAGCUGAAAAGCAUUCUCGAAGACCAACGCAAAGAGCUGCACAAAAAGCUGUCUAAAGUUCCAAAAAGCUCAGAAACAGAGCUUAUGGUGUUUCGCAACGUCAACGCGAACAGGUCUAGUUUGGGGGCACACAACGAGAUUCUUGAUGUUUUCAUUACACUAUACAGCAGGAACUACAGCCUUCAAUAA